Oncorhynchus tshawytscha (Chinook salmon) is the source of this 1515-nucleotide messenger RNA. Its product is annotated as proline-rich extensin-like protein EPR1. The coding region runs from base 1 to 1515 and encodes 504 amino acids. NCBI's taxonomy places the organism in Eukaryota, Metazoa, Chordata, Actinopteri, Salmoniformes, Salmonidae. The transcript has 2 exons. The record is from RefSeq and is a predicted model, not a curated record.
AUGACUCCAUCCCCAACCUCCCAUCCCAUCCCCCAACCCCACUUGGCCAACAUGACUCCACCCCCAACCUCCCAUCCCAUCCCCCAGUCCCACCCAGCCAACACGACUCCACCCCCAACCGCCCAUCCCCCAGCCCCACCCAGCCAACACGACUCCACCCCCAACUGCCCAUCCCAUCCCCCAACCCCACUCGGCCAACAUGACUCCACCCCAAACUCCCAUCCCAUCCCCCAACCCCACUCGGCCAACAUGACUCCACCCCCAACCUCCCAUCCCAUCCCCCAACCCCACUCGACUUCCCCACUAACGGCAAAUAACAAGAAAGAAAAACAGUCAAAGUGGCCUAAAGACACAAGAUCCUCCACCCUCCUGCCCUUCCUCCACCCUCCUGUUCUUCCUCCACCCUCCUGUUCUUCCUCCACCCUCCUGCCCUUCCUCCACCCACCUGCCCUUCCUCCACCCACCCCUGCCCUUCCUCCACCCUCCUGCCCUUCCUCCACCCACCUGCCCUUCCUCCACCCUCCUGCCCUUCCUCCACCCACCUGCCCUUCCUCCAACCCUGCCCGCCAUCCACCCACCUGCCCUUCCUCCACCCUCCUGCCCGUUCCUCCACCCACCUGCCCUUCCUCCACCACCCAGCCCUUCCUCCACCCUCCUGCCCACCCUCCACCCACCUGCCCUUCCUCCACCCACCUGCCCUUCCUCCACCCACCUGCCCUUCCUCCACCCACCUGCCCUUCCUCCAACCACCUGCCCUUCCUCACCCACCUGCCCUUCCUCCACCCUCCUGCCUUCCUCCACCCACCUGCCCUUCCUCCACCCUCCUGCCCUUCCUCCACCCUCCUGCCCUUCCUCCACCCUCCUGCCCUUCCUCCACCCACCUGCCCUUCCUCCACCCACCUGCCCUUCCUCCACCCUCCUGCCCUUCCUCCACCCUCCUGCCCUUCCUCCACCCACCUGCCCUUCCUCCACCCUCCUGCCCUUCCUCCACCCUCCUGCCCUUCCUCCACCCUCCUGCCCUUCCUCCACCCUCCUGCCCUUCCUCCACCCUCCUGCCCUUCCUCCACCCACCUGCCCUUCCUCCACCCACCUGCCCUUCCUCCACCCUCCUGCCCUUCCUCCACCCUCCUGCCCCUCCACCCACCUGCCCUUCCUCCACCCUCCUGCCCGCCCUCCACCCACCUGCCCUUCCUCCACCCACCUGCCCUUCCUCCACCCACCUGCCCUUCCUCCACCCACCUGCCCUUCCUCCAACCACCUGCUCUUCCUUCACCCACCUGCCCUUCCUCCACCCUCCUGCCCUUCCUCCACCCACCUGCCCUUCCUCCACCCUCCUGCCCUUCCUCCACCCACCUGCCCUUCCUCCACCCACCUGCCCUUCCUCCACCCUCCUGCCCUUCCUCCACCCACCUGCCCUUCCUCCACACAAUAUUAACCCCAAACCCGCCCUCCACCCACCUGCCCUUCCUCCACCCUCCUGCCCUUCCUCCACCCAAUGCCCUUCCUCCACCCUAA